Myodes glareolus (Bank vole) is the source of this 357-nucleotide messenger RNA. The record is from RefSeq and is a predicted model, not a curated record. Lineage: Eukaryota; Metazoa; Chordata; Mammalia; Rodentia; Cricetidae.
CGGAGAGGAGCAGCCAUGGCCCUGUGCUACCCCAUGGCCGUGGGCCUCAACAAGGGCCACAAGGUGACGAAGAACGUGAGGCAGCCGAGGCACAGCCGGCGGCGCGGGCGCCUCACAAAGCACACCAAGUUCUUGCGGGACAUGAUCCGGGAGGUGUGCGGCUUCACGCCCUACGAGCAGUGCGCCAUGGAGCUGCUCAAGGUGUCCAAGGACAAGCACGCGCUCAAGUUCAUCAAGUUCAUCAAGAAGCGGGUAGGCACGCACAUACGCGCCAAGAGGAAGCGGGGGGGGCUCAGCAACGGGGGGGCGCGCCCACGAAGGACUGUUCCCCCCCCCCCCCCCCCCCGUUCCCAAUAA